This is a messenger RNA of Rhineura floridana, 12446 nucleotides long. RefSeq names its product TNF receptor associated factor 3 (gene TRAF3). Gene Ontology annotation, biological process: regulation of defense response to virus; tumor necrosis factor-mediated signaling pathway; Toll signaling pathway. NCBI's taxonomy places the organism in Eukaryota, Metazoa, Chordata, Lepidosauria, Squamata, Rhineuridae. Gene Ontology annotation, cellular component: plasma membrane signaling receptor complex. Gene Ontology annotation, molecular function: zinc ion binding; tumor necrosis factor receptor binding. The record is from RefSeq and is a predicted model, not a curated record. The transcript is spliced from 16 exons. The coding region runs from base 1966 to 3669 and encodes 567 amino acids.
UCCCUCUUUCACCCGCCUCGCCUGAGACAAGAAGCCAGUCUAGAGAGGCGCGCCUGGGAGCCGCGCCGUGUGCGUCUUAGAAAGAGCCGGGCAGGGCGACAGAGAGAGAGAGAGAGAGAAGGGAACGCGGCGCGCCGGGGAUUUCCAGCCUGGGCUUUUAGGAGGAGGGCGGGAGAGGAAGUGCGGGGUGGGGUGAGAGGGAGAGAAAGAGAGAGCCGGGGCAGCGCACCAGGGACUUUCCAGACAGCCGCGUUUGGUUGGGCUGCUGCAGGAGCAGCAGCAGCCGUGGUCGGUGGGAUUGAAGGCGACGGCUCUUCCCUUCUCUUUCACACACCCCCUUCCCUUCCUCGGGCGGAGCGAGCGAGCGCGAGGGUAGUAAGCAGGUAGGGAAGAGAGAGCGGCUGGCGGGCUGUUGCUCUCCUCUAGGCAGAGGCGGGAUUCGGGGGUCCCCUAAGGGUGAAGGCGUCGGCAUCGGCUGAAGGGAUUUUGCUGUUGGCUGCUGCUGCUGCUGCAUUGGUGGCCUGGGGCUUUCUGCUGCUGCUGCUGCUGCUGGCAGGAGGGCGAAAGCUGCGUGUGUGGAGAAGGGGAGGGGGGGAGGGAGGGAGGUGAAGGCAGGAGAUCCUUUUCUCUAGAGUCACAGGCGGCUGCCCUAGGUACGGGCUGAGGGGACGUGAGAGCGGGGCUGCCUGCAUGGUGGAGCUGCCUCGGCUCCUAAGCUGGAGCUGUGAGGGCUUGGAAGGGCCAGAGCCGAGGAAGGCGCGCUGGCUCGUGCGAGCGCACGCGUGGGGAGGCGGAGGAGAGCCGCGCAGGAGUUGUCGGGGCUGCCUGAGGUGGUGGGGGUGGGGGACGACGACCCCGCGCCUCCUGCUUAGGGGCUGUUGCUUCUCUCUUCCUCCCCUCCGCGCGCUCUCGCUCGCACCCGCAACCCUCCCCCCUUUCCAGUUAAGGUAGCUUGCCACUGAAGGAGGCUGCCCGGGGACUAUGCAGGGAGGGAGUCGAUUGCUGCUUGCGCUGCUUUUGCUUCCCAGUCACUCUCCGUCUCCAUGCUCUGACUGCCAGGGGAAAGGCUGCCGCUCAGAGAGAGAUUCUUUGCUGCCGCUAUUGCUGCUGCCAGGGGUAAAUGUCUACUACUGAGCGGCUGGCUGUUCAGAUUGCUUGGCCAGACCCACGUUCAUCCUUCAAGCUGAAUGCUGCUUUCCUCCACCGCUUCAUUCUUUCCCCAUUCUCGCUUUGGAAACGGGUGUGUACGUUGCUCUUAGAGAGAGAGAGAGAACAUUUUGCAAGGCCAACCGCCCCCCCCAACCCUUAACAUCUCGGUGUUGGAAAGUGGACCAGAUCAGAAUAGCAUUGUAGCCAGUGCAGAAGAAGGAGUUGUUCUGCAGAGGACACAGCAAGAAGGAAGAUCUUGAAGAUGACUGUUGCUGUCCUCUGGAGGCUUCCCAAUACAAACAAGUAGAACUACCUCAACACUCUUUCAGAUGCUUGCUGAGUUCCACAGAUGUGGUACUGUCAGUUGUAGUCGGCUGAUAUAUGUCCAUACUGCAGAGUAACCACUCGUCUGAGACCCUUUUCAAAGAAAAUGGUAGCUGGUUGGGAAAUCAACACUUAAGAUUGAGGAACUCAAGGUGGCAUACAUGUGUGGUUCCCAGAUGAUCUCCCAUCCUGACACUGACCAGACCCAGACUUGCUUAGCUUCAGAACGGUGGUGGCUUCUUGUGCCUUCAGACCACACCCUGGACAUUGUUGUAUUUCUGAAAUUCAUAGGAGUCAACAUUUGAUGGUAUCAACUGGGAAACAUACUGAUGGUUCAUUUUUCUGUUGCCUUUUCUCCUCUGUUCAAACAUAGAUGUCCUUGCCCUUUUCCUCUGCCAUUAUACAGGCUCGAAGUAUAAGUCUCUUAGCUACCAUAAGGGCUUGGAAAAGCCACUGCUUCUCUGAAGAAAAGUAGUAUUUAUCAAUUACAACAUGGACGCAAGCAAGAAAAUAGAUCCCCCAGUGUCAGUCGAAUUGGUCCAACAAAAGGGAAAUCCUGAUCGCAGUCCUGUACCAUCCAUUUAUGUACCAGAACAAGGUGGCUACAAAGAGAAAUUUGUGAAUGCAGUGGAGGACAAAUACAAAUGUGAAAAGUGCCAUCUCAUAUUGUGCAAUCCAAGACAGACAGAAUGUGGGCAUCGGUAUUGCGAGACCUGCAUGAAUGCUUUGCUAAGCUCCACAAGUCCAAAAUGUACAGCAUGUCAAGAAACAAUAGUGAAAGAUAAGAUAUUUAAAGAUAAUUGCUGUCGGCGAGAGCUUCUUGCCCUUCAGAUAUUCUGCAGGAAUGAAAAUAAAGGUUGCAGAGAACAAUUGACCUUGGGACAGUUGCUUACACAUCUGAAAAAUGACUGUCUCUUUGAAGAGCUUCCAUGUCCACGUGUUGAUUGUAAGGAGAAAGUAUUGAGAAAAGAUUUGCCAGACCACAUAGAAAAGACCUGUAAAUAUCGGGAAACAACAUGUAAAUACUGUAAAAACCAAGUUCCAAUGAUUAUGAUACAGAAACAUGAAGAUGCAAACUGCCCUUGUGUUAUGGUUACAUGUCCUCAUAAAUGUAGUGUUUCAGCACUCCUGAGAAAAGAGUUGAAUGCACAUUUAUCAGAAUGUAUUAAUGCCCCAAGUACCUGUAGUUUUAAGCGUUAUGGCUGCAUUUUUCAGGGAACAAAUCAGCAAGUUAAAGCACAUGAAGCCACCUCAGCAGUGCAGCAUGUAGACUUAUUGAAAGAGUGGAGUAAUUGUCUAGAAAAUAAGGUGGCCAUGCUCCAGAAUGAAAGUUUGGAAAAGAACAAGAGUAUACAAACUUUACAUAAUCAAAUUUGCAGCUUUGAAAUAGAAAUUGAGAGACAGAAGGAAAUGCUGCGGAGUAAUGAAUCUAAAAUACAUCACUUACAGCGGGUGAUAGACAGUCAAGCUGACAAGCUGAAAGAACUGGACAAAGAGAUCCGUCCCUUCCGACAGAAUUGGGAAGAAGCAGACAGCAUGAAGAGUAGUGUUGAGUCCCUCCAGAACAGAGUGACUGAGCUGGAAAGUGUUGAUAAGACUGCCGGACAAGGCGCUAGAAAUGCAGGUCUUCUAGAAUCACAAUUAUCUAGACAUGAUCAAAUGCUGAGUGUUCAUGACAUCCGUCUGGCAGACAUGGAUCUUCGCUUUCAAGUUUUGGAAACAGCUAGUUACAAUGGAAUAUUAAUCUGGAAAAUACGAGAUUACAAACGUAGGAAGCAAGAGGCCGUCAUGGGAAAGACUUUGUCCUUAUAUAGUCAACCCUUUUAUACAGGAUACUUUGGCUAUAAGAUGUGUGCCAGAGUUUAUCUCAAUGGCGAUGGGAUGGGCAAAGGGACGCACUUGUCCUUGUUCUUUGUCAUAAUGAGGGGAGAGUACGAUGCAUUGCUUCCAUGGCCAUUCAAGCAGAAAGUCACCCUUAUGUUGAUGGAUCAAGGACCGUCUCGGCGCCAUUUAGGAGAUGCUUUCAAACCAGACCCCAACAGCAGUAGUUUCAAGAAGCCCACUGGAGAAAUGAAUAUUGCUUCUGGCUGUCCUGUCUUUGUUGCACAGACUGUUCUAGAAAAUGGAACAUAUAUUAAAGAUGAUACUAUUUUUAUUAAAGUCAUAGUGGAUACAUCGGACCUACCAGACCCCUGACAUACAGCAGAGAGGCAGAUUCAACAGAAGACAACUCCAUUUGGGGCUCUUUUUUAUAUCUACCUGUCUUCAAUAAGAGGUCCCUAAAGCUCAGAGGGACCACUUGUGUUAUCAGAAGGAAGCGUUUGGAGGCAUAAUUUGCAUAGGGCCCAAUGGCAAACGUAGCAACCCAUUAAGAAAUCAUACCAUGGUAUAUUUUCUAAUUAAAACUAAUAGGAACACUCCAAGUUCUGACAAGUCACUUAAUCCUCAUGAGGACAAAGAUUACAGUCAGAAAAGCUUUUCAUAAUUUAUUGAUAAUCUAAUCAGUUGGAAGGAAAAAAGACAAAGUAUCCUAUGCUGAAUAAGACAUCAAACUUUUCUUCCUUUUUAACUAGAAAACAAAAGUAAAAAGUUCACGUGUGGGUUAGCUAGAAACUGUCAGCAUGUUAAGUUAAAAAAAGAAGAAAUUAUGAAGUAACAUUGCAGUUAAAGAUAUUAUUACUUUGAAAAUCUAAGUGCAAUCUUGUCUGAAAUAUAGUAUAUUGUCUAUUUUUAAGGCCUCACCUGGUCUCUGUUUUAAAAUAAUUACUUGGUCAGAAGAUCUCGACAAAAUGUCUAGAUCUUCUUGAAAGUGUCUAAAUCAGAGUCAUAUUUUUGUUUAGAGUUCUAUUAAUUGCUACAGAAAAACAUUUUAUUUUAAAACUGUUGAUAGACUGAUAUUUCUUGGAAGAAAAAAAGAUCAAAUACAGGUUAUCACUUGUGAUAUGAAAAGAAACUAUUCAACUACAGCUGUUAUUUCUCUUUAGAAAUGUAAACCUACAAUAUAUGUCGUAGUUAAUGACACUAUUUCAAAAUUAAGAAAAAAUAAUCACUCAUGGAUGCUGUGCAUCAUUAUCAGAUUUAUAAUUUUCACCCUAAAAUAGGGCAUUUGUUGAACUUUGGAGUUCUAAACGGAAUCCUGUAUGUUUUUAAAGUUCUGCCUCAUGCGCUCAGACCAAGCUCUAUAAAAUAUAUCUAUAUAUAAUCUAUUUUUUGCUAAAGCAUAAAUGUGCAACAUAUUUUUGGUGUUUGAGAGGAGGCGUAGUGCUGAGUAAUACCUAUAUGGGAAACCUGCUAAUGAAUCCUCUACUUAAGAAUUAACUGCAUCUUACAGAGGAUAUCCGUUAGGAGAAAGCAGCGUCUUAAUGGAAAAAUGGUGGCUUGCAUGCAUUCAUGUGCCUUAGCUGUGAUGUGCUGCUUUAUAGCUCAUAGCUUUGUAUUCAGAUUUUUAUUUCAGAUUCCUGAAAUGGUCAUUUUAACUGGAUUUUAGGCAUAAUGUGCUGACUGGUCUGUAAAGCCCACCAAUAUUUUGCAGCAUAUGGAAAUAGAAGCCAAGACCUGUGCUUCUGGCUUACCAGAUAUUCCAUCAGUUCAUUGUCAGGGAAUACCUACUUAUUCAGGUGCUAUAUUUUUGUGCACGAUGCUCCUGUGGAGCUGGAACUUCUGACAGCGCCCCCUAUUUCCAAGGCAGUAGGAGAACUGCUGUGUGAUGAUGCCAUGUUUAUAGGUAGCAGAGCUAACAUCAUUUCAAAUUGGCUCAAUUCAGAACGUGUAAUAUAAACUAGUAUAUUCAGGAUGGUGGUUUUCUGGCAGAUUUGACACGUCCCUGCAGGGAAAUCCACAGGAACCUCCUAUUAUAAACUACUACCUGAGCUUUACUAAGAAAGCAUUUUCCAGCCUUUGAAUCAUGCUGAUUGCAACCCACAGAACUUACUGAUUUCUGUUUUAAUAGUCCCUUGUGUGACUAGUAAGUCUAAUGGCAUAGCUUGACUGUACACCAACCAUGUGGGUGCUGCUUUAAUUGCAUGGGUGCUGUGUAACACUAGAGUGUUCCCCUAGACAGAGCUGAUGUGCACAUGGACAAAAGAAUUGUGAUCCCUGUUCUCUAGCCAGUCAUGUUGCAUCUACUUAACUUUCCAUUAGGUAGGGUGUCAUAGCCAGAGUUCAUGUCUAGGGCUCAGUUGAAUUUUCAUGUCAUUGUAGUUAAGUUACUUGCUCUUGCCAUUGUCUUUUAUGGCUGUGCCUUCCCACGCAGUGCCUGCCAGAGGUAUUUUUCUGUUAAUAAAUAUACAGUGCAUGCUGAGUGAUCCUCAUGGGGGGGGUUUCAGGCACCUGCUUGAAUACUGCCUGCUGUUUGGCAGCCAAAGCAUUCAGUAGCAACAUGUCUUCCUCUUCUUGCCUUCCAUUGUUCAAGUACUGUAUUUUCUCUUAUGGUACUAAUUAGCUGUCAGCUGGUACAAAUUAAUGUAAGAAGGCAAGUGGUAAAUUUUUAGCUCUGAUAUGGAAGGAAGACUUCUUGCCGAAGAUAUACCUGGUGCAGUUUUAUGCAGGCUGAUGUAAACCCAUCACCUUCUGCUUUAGAGGAAAAUGUUAAGUCAGCUUGUGGUACUCUUCUAAUAGUCAUGAAUGUAGGCAGCUGAGCUUUUGUAUCUGCAUUACAGAAUUUUACUGAAAACAGGAUUCCCUAGUGGAAAUGUCCAAAGGGCUCACCUCUUCAUUGCUAUUAUGUCAUGGACAUUUUUACAGAUGUGAUCUUCUACGAACAGCUUAUGUCCUGUUUGAAUAUGACACUGUUAGAGAUCAGUUGUUACAACCCAGACCCUAUGCAGUGCAGCAUUCCUUUUAAAAAUAUCUCUUAUUUUUAAAACCCUUGAAAAUGUGAAUGGAGUAGAAAAUGCAGUUUGUUUUCCCUGAGUCUGUAAAUGUCUGCAUUUUUGCUUAUAAAUUCAGUCAACUCACUGAUAUAUACCUAAGUCACCAACUUUCCAAAGCUUAAAUCUUGUUGGGCUAUAGCUUAAUUAGGACUGGUGCAUUUCAGUCAAACUUACUACAAUUAAACAAAACCAAACAUCAAGAGUAAAUACAGCACUAGCUAUGGUUUUGUUGCUAUAAUUAUUUUCCCCCACUGGAUUUUUUUCCUUGCCAUUCUCAUAGAUCAAUACAACUGGUAUAACUCAUUGUGCAGAUUCUCAUAGAUGUUAAAAGAAUGAUCACACAAUACACACAAGAAGAAAAGAUGUAGAUCAAGACAGAAAGAAAAGGUGCUGGGGGGAGUUUUGGCCCACAAUGCCAUUCACAACAAGCAUGUCCACUGAGUGCAAGGUUAACUUGUUCCACAUGGAUGGGUUUUUGCUCUUCAGAAGGAUUCAACAGGAACUGCAUUACCAUCACUUUCUCUGUCGUUCACUGAUGUUUUAAGUAUGGGCACAGCAAGCAAGCCAGCUCUUGGCAAAAUCAUAUAUGGCUCAGGCCGCUCAGCAUUAAUCUGAGGCAAAUUGUGUAGCCUGCUCUGUUAACAUUCUCUUUGGUGCUCUCUUUACUAAAGAUGUGAGCCCAAAGUUCCAGAGCCUGCCAAAAUAUCUGUUGGUUCAUAUAAUAAAUCCUGAUUUACUCACUUUUUUGACAACUCUCCACGGUAAAUCUAGCUGCUGUGUCAUGCAUGAUCCCAGUUUGAGGAGGAAACAGUUUUUGUGAAAUCCAGAUAGGUUUAAUCUCUGAAGUUGCAACCUACAAAUAAGUAGGAUUUUAAUUAAUUGUGUAUGACUUAUUUUUUCCCUUUAUUUUUCCUUCCUCAAGUUCUCAGAAUUAUUUACAUUUGUGUUCCAUCUCAAAAGCUCAAGUUGGUAAUAAGAUACCUUAAAAACCAAUCUAAAUAAAGCAUAACGAAUAUUAUCCCCCUCUUGAUAGCCAAAAGCAAGUCCAAAUGUAAAGGUCUUAAAAUGGUUCUAAAAGAUGCUCUAAUGUUGUCAGGACUCUAUAGUUGAGUGAGGGGGCAUAAUGCAAAAUCAUACCUGCCCCUCUGUUGCCUUGUAGGACUUUUGAUGGUGUAUGGGUCAUAAACUAAGAAUGUGCUGUUACUUGGCUUUGAGUCAUGAUGGGACAUAGAGGCUGAGACAGGUAAUGAGAUGCCUUCUAUAAAAGCAUCUCUCACGGGGGAGGAGGAAGAAAGUCAAAAGGUACUACUAAGUUUUUUAUUGCAAAUUAAUUGAUAUGUCAAAUAGACAUUCUAGCAUUUUAGUGGUGCCUCUUGGGUUCUUUUGCUCUCUUGCUUGAGACUGUUGGUUAGUGUCACCCUUCUGCUCUGCUGCACCUCCACUGAUAACACCAGAGUUGCACUGGGAUCACUGGGAUCCACGGUGUUUUGUCUCGCAAAGCAAGUGUAUAAAAUUCAGCAUUAAAAGUACAGUUCUGGCCAUUGGUCUGUUCAUGAACUCUUAACUAAGCACAGCCCCAAUGCUGCUGUUCUUUUUUCUUUCCGCCUACAUUUCAAAGCAGCUUUGGUUUCUCACAUUUAACAAAGCACUUUCGACUGUCACAUCAAAUAAUUUUGUAUCUCAUGUAUCUACCCCAUUUGCUAUCUUUUUUUAAAGUCUCAAAUCCAAACAGGAAUAAACUGUUCCAGUGCCUAAAGAUCAAUGUGUGAUCCUUCUUCUGCAUGACCAUAUUUGCAGUGUUUCUCUGUUAAUUUCAUUUCAGCUAUUGUCUAUGACACAAGUCUUAAGUAAGAUGUUGGAGGCUUAUAUGCAGCAUUGAUUUUCAGCCUUGUACUGUAACUUUCAUUGUUCUUGAGAGGAAUGUAGAAUAGGAAGAAAAUAAUUGGAGGUAUGGCUUUACAAAUUAUGGAAUGUAAUAGAUCUCUUAAACUUUAAAAGUGUGAUGCACUCCAGUUCCUUUAUAAAAGUUGGUUUCCCCACAAACUGGGAAAGGGAAACUUUGGAGAUAUGGAAUGUUUGGUUUUCCUGGCCAAUCUUUAUAAAUCCAAAUAGAGAUUUGGUUGAAUGAUUGGGAUUGUAUUGCUCAAAAUACUACCAUUUGGUCCUGCUUACAGGAAACUUUGAAUGGGUUUUUAAAACCUCACCUAUUUUCAUCUUUUUUCCAUCAUGCUGAGCAGGCAUUUCACUGGUAAACCAGCCUCUUAAAAAUAUUGAUUGGUGCACACAAAGGCUGAUAGACAGUGGUAACUACAGAAGAUAUUUUCUGCAUCUUGAUGACAAAAGUUCCAAUAACUCCUGUAGUCUUGAUGCCUUCAUUUAUGCAAACUAUGCAAAUGUAUAAAUAGGUGGGUAGAUUUUAAAAACAACAACUUGGCAAUUUAUUUUCAGGUAUGGACCUAAUCACGUGGCAUAUGCCUGAAUUAUUCUAAGCAUGCAUUUUCUCUCUGUCUCUCGCACAUGCUGAAGCUGCUCCCCAGCUGCUCUUUAAAGUCCUUUUAUAGGGAGAGGGACAAUAGUUCAGAGGGAGAGCUCAUGCUUUGCAUGCAGAAGAUCCCAGAUUAAGUCCCUAGCAUUUCCAUCUAAAACGGGUGGGGAACCUCAGGCCCAAGGGCCAAAUGCAGCCCUCCAGAGUUCUCUGUUUGGCCUUUGGAAUUAUCCCCAGGCACACCCCUCACAAGCUCUGCUUCACACCCAUUCAUUGCUCCACCCAUUUUUACCAUUGGAAGGUUGCCCAGAAGGCAGUGCAGCCCUUGGGUUGAAAAGUUCCCCAUCCUGAUCUAAAAGGGCCAGGUAGCAGGUGACUUGAAAGAUCUCUGCCUGAGGUUCUGUAGAGCUAAUGCAAGUCAAAAUACUGGACUUGCUGGACAAAUAAUCUAACCUGGUUAUAAAGCAGUUUCCUUUGUUCCUGGUACAAAAAUGGGAGGACAGGGAGAAAUAGCUCAUUUGCAGAGGCAUUGUUGUCCUUUUGGAAAGCAUUUGUGCCAAGUCCAAGAAGACUUUUAAAACAAGUGACUGGGAUGGUGGUUUGCAGUUCUGUGAAGAUAGCUCGUGAAAGAAACCUUUUUUUGGGGGGGGGAAUUGGUGCUCACACACUUUAAUAGAUCAUAGCCUUAGUUUGCUAUAAAUUGUGUAUUCUGUUUCUCCAAGGAACAAAAUAAAAGCUUUAAAAUUACCGAAUUAGUCCUUGUCUGGUAACCAGUUAGCUCCCACUCCCCUUGCUGUACAUGUUGGGCUCAUAGAUGUUAGUAAGCCCUCAGUUUGGGCAAUGAAUGCCUGGAACAUGGAAGUUCAGCUUUGCCUAGAGUGAAAUAGCAGCUUGCUUGCUUCUUUGAAACACCAGUAUGUGAAAAUCGAUGGAGGGCCAUAGAGGAUCACGAUGCUAGAUAGAGACAGUAAGACUAGGCAGAUCAAAAUGGGAAUAUGAGGGACAAAAAUAAGCAAACUGGCAGUGUGUGAAUGUCUACCAGCUUCCACAGUUAACUGUGUUUAGUACUCUUCACUGUUACCAGUCUGAAACUAGUUAUUAAAGCCAAUGAAUCUGGGAUUUCACUCUGUUUAAAAUACCAACUCUUGGUGCUUGGUGCAUCUUUCAUUUGUGCACUGCUUUACAAAUAUCAUUCAAGCCUCAAAAUAAGAAUUGCUUAUUUAUGUAGAAAUUGAAUGUUACACGGAGAAAAAGCCUGUGUUGGUGCUAUAUGGGAAACACGGGCUCUUACCUCCUUGUGCUACUUUCAGGCCACUGAAGCAUACUUUUUGAUCUCACACCCAUUAAGAAGAGGGACAAGGAACCUGCUAUACAGUUUGUAACGUCUAUAACUGACAUAUCAGCUGUCAUGCUUUGGGAAUAUUUUUGUGAUGUGAUAACUCAAGUGUCCACAUUCGAACGUCCCUUUUACUCUUUGGAACUGAUGAGAUUCGUGAGAAGCUUGACAUGCAUAUCCUCACAUGUGCCCAGUAACAAAGAUAACCUGUGUCUUGGUUUUAUAAAAACUUCUGAUACAGCAAUUUGUGUUCUUUGUUUUGAAGGAUUAAGUUUUCAAGGGCUUUAUUGGACAAGAAGAACUAAAAGAAAUAUUUUUAAGUGCAUGACUUAAUUCUGAUUCUGUCAACUUUUGCACUGUGAAUACUUUAAUUAUGUAUUUUAAACAAAACAUAUUGAGGGCUUUACUAUUACUUCCUGCCUUUUAAUUCAAGGGUCACUUCCAACAUAACAUUGUUGCAUCCAUGGCAUGGUUACUGAAAUGUAUUCCCAAGGGAUAUGUUUAUGCUAUCCAUGCAAUUAUGUUGUAAGAAUUGGCCAUCCACUGAACUUUCUCAUAAAUUACUUGUAUUGGUGAGUUUCAUGCUUCAGCCUCUGCUCGUAGAAUCACUGGCCCAUUCUGAUACUAUUUUCUAUACAUGCACCCUUGAGAAUAAUUUAUUCAGGUGCCAUCCUUCAGAUGCACAAUAUUAUACUGGAACUGAUCCUGAGUCUUGGUUGAGACCAGCACUAGUUAGAGAAAAGUGGACGUAUGUGUAAGGAUGCAGAUUAGUGGCAUCCUUUAUUGUUUUGAAGCAGUGAUACACCGUGAAAUGGAUCUAUUUAAUUCUAAAUUAUCUUCUAACAUAUUGGCAAGCCUAUGUAGCUUUUUGUCUUCCACUUCAUGAUAUUUUGAAGCCCUGGUCCAAAAUGUUUGUUUAUACUUCUGGCAUAAUGUUGAUUUUGACUUGCUGGACUAGCAAACAGUGCACUCUAUUCCAAGCAAUGAUCUCCAAAGUAUAUCAAAGCUUAGGAUCAGGGAACAAUGGUCAGUAUUCAAUUAUUUUUAAUUGUGAUAAAUUCCUUUGGAUUCAUGCUAACACUUUACAUUUUGUAGACAUGCAGCUUGAACUAGUAUCCCAUUAUGCUUUUGAAAUUAAGAUUGGGAUUUCCUCCGUAACUCUGCUGAUUAGAUUCAUCCACCCAUUGAGUAAGGGAGAAAGGUUGUUUUUGUCCUUAAGGAAAAAACUAUAACUUGAGUUGCCAGUUCUGCAAGGACUUUUAACUUCUUUUAAAAAGUCAAUACUGGCUACAGACUGUUUGAUAAACUGGUUUCUUUUUUAAAAUUAAACCAUCAUUACCUUAAUGAAAGAUCUCAUUCCUUGCAGAGAGUAGUCUGAACUUUGAAUUGGGCUGCUUCUUGUGAGCAAAACAUUUUCCAACCAUGACUGUUUCCACUGGUAGAGAGUUUUUGGUACUUGUAGAAUAGGAACGCUUCUGCUAUUGCCAAGGCACUGAAUCAUCCACAUAGUAUUAUUUUCCAUGUAGCUCUCUACAAUUUAUAUCUACUGCAUUUUGUAUGAAUAUAAAGAAAUAUAUAAUUCCCCCUUCCCCAACUGUGAUCCCGAAACCUCCAGGUAUUUAGAGAUAAAUAAGGGAUGUUAGGGACACCCCCAUGCAGAAGUGAUGGGUGAUGAAUCCAUUCUUCUUUAGGACAAGUAGGAUAACCUUUUAACAUCCAUAAAAUGCAAUUUAUUGAAUGAGAUAGAAAAAAUGGGCAUCCUUUUCCAAGAAGAAAUAUCUGUUGAAAAUAAUCAUGAACUGUGUACAAAUCAGUCUGUAUAAAACUUGUAUGACUUCUUUUUAUUUCAUAUUCUUUGGUAAAUGGUACAUUGGUUGUUAUGUUCAGUUUUCUGAUCCAGAAACAAAGACCAAAGAAGGCCAACCUCAUUUGAUUGUGUAUAUUCUGCCUGUCUUAAUUAUUGAUAGCUAUAAAGGAUACAGUGCAAGUAAGUGAAUCUGGUAACCAAUGGUUUUUGUAUGUUUUUUUUAAGGAAAGGAACCUUUAAAGUGUAUAAUUUAUUGCUCAGCAAUACCCAUGUUGUUAAUAAUGAUUAGCAACGUGUCCUAAUUUCCCAAUAGCAUUAUUAUAUGUUGUCCUUCAGUUGGUUGUAUUGUUAUUUGGUAUUUAUUUGUGUUUGAAGGUCUUGCUAUGUCUUGUGUUUUGAUGCUAAUGAGAACAGUGUGUAGAAUGCAAAACUUUGAAAUGCUGAACUGUAUUAAAAGGAAAAAAAUAAACCUAA